CAGUUAUCAGUAUUCAGUACUAUUCAGUAUACAGUAUACACUAUACAGAAUUACAGAAACAAAUUUUAUUUGAUACAUUUAAAAUUAUUAAUAAUAAAAUUAGUGUAUUAAUCUAGCGAAGUCUAAAGUCUUUAAACAUUUAGUGAAAAGUGAAAAAAACGCUUACGAAUAAAUAAGGUCAUCUCGGUUUGUUGUUAAUACAAUUUUAUUUGGUGAGCAAGAAAACAUAUAAACCUGCUAUUAAAAAUUCAAUCAAAGAAUGUACACUAACUAACGCACUUAAUCUAGAAUGGUUAUUUAAGUUAAAUUUUGAAGUUAACUGGAGCACACCAUAAAAUGGAAAAAAUUAAAAAGUUAUUUCCCAAUAAGGAAGGAUUUAUUGUAUUUGCUUUAUAUAUAAUAUUAUUUGUUUUUCAAGGUGUUUUCAUUACUGCAUCUAAAACUGAAAAUGGAAUAUAUGAUUACAACACAACACUAGUUGUUUUUUUAUCUGAAUUGUUAAAGCUAUUCAUUUCUGCCGCUCUUUAUACAUAUAAAAGAGGAGAUAAACCACAUAUAUUUAAAGCUAUUUCAAAUAAUUAUAAUCUUCUGCUCCAGUACUUCAUACCAUCUUUGCUAUAUUGUUUCUACAAUAAUUUAGCUUUUAUCAAUUUAUCUCAUUAUGAUCCAACAUCAUACUAUAUUCUCCUGCAAUUCAGAGUAGUAUUGACAGCAUUUAUUUUUCAGUUCCUAUUCAAGAAAAAGUUAGCAUUUAUACAGUGGAUAUCUCUAGGCAUACUUACACUAGGUUGUAUGUUGAAGAACUUUGAUGCAGCUACAAUAACAUCCAAGGGAGAUGCUGAUGGUAUCUGGUCUCAGAUAUUUAACAUUUAUUUUGUUUCAAUAAACUUUCAAAACUUCUGUUCAUGCUUAGCUGGCACUUAUAAUGAAUAUUUGCUUAAAACAAAGGGUUCCAAUGUAGACAUAUUCCUACAAAAUGUUUUCAUGUAUUUGGAUUCCGUAAUUUGCAACUUUUUUAUUCUUAUGUGCAAAGGAGAAGUUCUUACUAUGUUUAAAGAUUUUCAAUCUUUAGGUGAUGUGUUUGUGAUAUUAAUCACUGUAAAUAGUGCUAUUGUAGGAAUAGUGACAAGCUUCUUUUUGAAGAAUUUGAAUUCAAUUCUCAAAACAUAUGCUAGUGCUUUAGAGUUAAUAAUAACAGCUGUGGUAUGUUAUAUUUUAUUCCAUAUAGUAAUUACAUUUUACACAAUAGUAUCUAUUUGUUUAGUUGUUAUAUCUGUGGCUAUGUAUUUCAAAAAUCCAGUUAAUAAUACUAAUGUUGAGAGUGAACAGACGAGAAAAGACAAAAAGCCACUUUUAGAUGAGGUUGUUUAAUAAGCUGACAAUGAGAUUGACUAUGAGAUUAUAUAACAUAAGUUGACAAAAAUGUAUACAAGAACGCCUAGGCUUCUUCAAAAUUAUCCUACUUCUACUUGUUUGAAACUGCAUCAAUAAAAAUAAAUUAAGAAUUAAUAAGUAGCAUCUUUCUUUUAUUAAAAAUUCAAAAUUGUGCUAUGAGUAACAACUCAGAAAUUCUAAAAAUGGCACAUGCCAUUGUAAUGUGUAAAAAGUGAGCCACCUCCUUUAAGAUUCUGGUUUAAAUACUAUUUGCAACAUAACAAUUAAUAUGUUGUUGCAAAGUUAGUGGCGAUGGUUAUAACAUUCAAUUUCCCAAUUAAGUGGUAUGUAUUAGCUAGCAACAUGAAUAAUUGGUAGUCAGAUCUAUGAAUAAUCAAUGUAUAACUAUAUAAAUUUUCAAGCAUGGCUAGACCAUCAAUAUAUUACAUUAUUCACUAUUAAGCAAUUCUACAAAUGAGUGAUAACAAAUAUGAUAUUAAAUAUUUGCUAUGACUCAUUUGUGAUUGUGGUUUUACCAAAGGUGUAUAUUAAUCAGUAUUAUAAAUAUUAUGAAAAAGUAAUUAAUAUAUUAUGUCAAACAUUUGUAGUUUUAAAAUAAUGCCAUAAAUGUGAAAAUAUAAUCAUUUUCUAAUAAUAAAUUUACACCAUGUAUUCAAAAUUGUCAACAUGCACUUUUUUUAAAUGUCUCUGACAAACCAUACUCAUGUAAUAUACAUAAAACAUGUAUCUAGGCCUUAAUUUUAGACUGUUAAUCUAAUCUCAAAAGAUCCAAAGUUUAACUUCAUUGUAAUUAAACCUAAAAUCUUAUAAUUAAGAACAAUGAUAAUAAAUAAAUAAUAAAAUAUCAAAUGUU
Pieris napi is the source of this 2248-nucleotide messenger RNA. It is a transcript of the gene senju, whose product is annotated as UDP-galactose transporter senju. Gene Ontology annotation, biological process: pyrimidine nucleotide-sugar transmembrane transport. Gene Ontology annotation, molecular function: UDP-galactose transmembrane transporter activity. The transcript has 5 exons. The record is from RefSeq and is a predicted model, not a curated record. Gene Ontology annotation, cellular component: Golgi membrane. Bases 337 to 1371 code for a protein of 344 amino acids. Lineage: Eukaryota; Metazoa; Arthropoda; Insecta; Lepidoptera; Pieridae.